AUGGAGACGCCCUACACCGACCACCUGAGCCCGGAGGACUACGAGCAGGUCUAUGAGCCAGCAGAGGACUCGUUCCUACUGCUGGAUGCUCUGGAAAUGGAUCUGCCCUACCUGGAGCAGCUGCAGCCGCAUCUUUGCGUGGAGUUGGGCUCAGGUUCGGGCGUGAUUAUCACGGCUCUGGCCAAGAAACUGGCUGGAUGCUCCCUGUGCCUGGCCACUGACAUCAAUCCCAAAGCCUGCGAUGCCACCCGAAGAACUGCUGCCCGAAAUGGAGCACGUUUGGAGAGCAUUCGUUGCAAUCUAGCUGAUGCACUGCGUCCACAAUCCGUGGACGUGCUGCUCUUCAAUCCCCCCUAUGUGGUGACCAGCGACGAGGAGCUGCAGACGCAGCAGUUCGAUUCCCACAGCGAGUCCUCGACGGAACGCAAUCUGGUCUUCUCCUGGGCCGGCGGACAGGAUGGGCGACGCAUCACGGACAUUCUACUCAAGCAACUGGAUGACAUACUUUCUCCACGGGGCGUUCUCUACCUACUCCUUUUGCGGGAGAACAAGCCGGAGGAGAUUAUCAAAUACUUAGAGGGCCUCGAGUUCCGGGCUGUUAAGUUCAUGGAGCGACGCAUUCCUGGCGAGCAUCUGUACAUACUGAAGGUCACCAGGUCCCCCCCAUCAUCAUGACUCGUGCAAUAAUAUCAAAAUCAAGUUGUAUUUUAGUUAAACGGUAACGAUUAUAAAGUAAAAGUUCAAAUUUGAUACUUAAAUUAAAUAAUACAAGGUACAAUUUUAAUUAAAGUUGAA
This is a messenger RNA of Drosophila biarmipes, 795 nucleotides long. RefSeq names its product methyltransferase N6AMT1 (gene HemK2). The record is from RefSeq and is a predicted model, not a curated record. Lineage: Eukaryota; Metazoa; Arthropoda; Insecta; Diptera; Drosophilidae. The transcript has a single exon. Gene Ontology annotation, molecular function: S-adenosylmethionine-dependent methyltransferase activity; nucleic acid binding; protein methyltransferase activity. Gene Ontology annotation, cellular component: eRF1 methyltransferase complex. Bases 1 to 675 code for a protein of 224 amino acids. Gene Ontology annotation, biological process: methylation.